This is a messenger RNA of Paramuricea clavata, 9478 nucleotides long. Lineage: Eukaryota; Metazoa; Cnidaria; Anthozoa; Malacalcyonacea; Plexauridae. The record is from the annotation of a GenBank genome assembly.
GCUCGACCGGUGUUUUCAAACAAUGCUUUCCUGUAGGACGAUGCCUGUGUAUUUUGGUCGAAAAAUCGCAUUUUUUAUCGACGAUCGGUGGUGAGUUUCGCAGAAAAUGAGUGCGGACAUCGAAGGGCAUAUCACGGAGAAAUAUGAAAUCAAAAAGCGCCUGGGAAAGGGGGUAAGUCGCGCAAAUAUUGUCAACAUGUUGUACACGCAACAGUAGCGAGUUGGCUAUUGUCCCAGCUGACUAAAAAGCAACAAUCGCGAAAUUUUGUGUGUUUCUUUAUCACAGGCGUACGGGAUCGUAUGGAAAGCAGUCGAUAGAAAAACAGGCGAAGUUGUAGCGGUAAAGAAAAUAUUUGAUGCGUUUCGAAAUCAAACGGAUGCACAGGUAUAAAAAGCUAUGUAUAUUGACAUCGUUCACAUCGAAAUUGUCCUCGAAUAUUCUCAAUGAAAAAUUCAAAAUAAAUUGAAUUAAUUUUAAAGGUGGAAUAACGUUGCGAAAUAUGUUAAUGUCCCCCUAGAUUUUCACUUCUUGUGUGCAAAAUAUUAAUGCUAAAUCAUUUCUUUUGAUUUUUAGAGAACGUUUAGGGAAAUAUAUUUUCUUCAGGUGAAUUACAAGUUAAACAUUUAAAUUUGACACCUUGUAUUUUUACAGUUUUUUCCAUAUGAAGAAUUUGUGUCAUGUUUAUGGAGUGCAAUCUCAAUAUUUUUAUUUGCUUAGGAAUUCGGUGAUCAUGAAAAUAUAAUAAAGCUAUUAAAUGUAAUCAAAGCCAGCAACGACAAAGAUAUUUACUUAGUAUUUGAAUAUAUGGGUGAGUUGUCACAUCAAUAUGAUACCUGAAAAUUAUUUUUAAAAUUUAUCAAGCCCGCUAUAAAUCCCAAUAUUCUUUAUUAUUUCUUGCAAUAUUGCUAAGCAAAUAUCAUUGAUUGGUCUUUGCUCAGGGGGUUAUAUUUUUAAUAACACAUUAGCUUGCUAAGGUUUAUUUACCAAAACCAACUCAUGAUAUAUCAUGUGAUUUUAUAAAUAAUUAUGACAUAAAAUACAGAUGUCCCAAGUUUGACCUAUGUACCUAAUCUUGUGAGGUUUUAUUCACAAGAAUUGCUGCUAUGCUUGUGGGAUUUAAAUUCUGGUUGAACAUGCUCACUUUGUCAUUUAACAUCCCACAAGCAAAACAGAAAUAUUUUUAUAUAAAAUCUAGACUACAAUUGGUUCACCCUUUAAGUGGCAAUAUGACAUGCCCUAUUCUAUUAUUUUACUCUAUCUAAUGCCAGAUGCCACCCAAUGGGUUAAUAAUGAAUUUGGGAACUUAAAUGAAAACAUCAACAAUUAUAGCACCCUUACUCUAAGACAAAAGGAACUAGCAAAUUAUAUUCCCUUGAGCAUUGUAGUAUACUGUAGUUGUUCAUACUGCUACGUUAUUUACAACAUUUUCUUGGCUUCAUAACCACGUCAACAGUGAACACGUUCUAAGUCGUUUGACUGUUCAAUGUGAUUUCACCGACUUUUGAGAGUAAUGUUCAAAAUAAAGAUAAGUUCUUUCAAGAGGCGAAUGAAGUCUAGUAAUAGUACCAAGUAAUGUGUGCUUUGGCUCGAAUGCAUCAAUGAAAGUACAGUAACUUUGUUUUCUGCCAUUGUAAGUUUCGAAACUCACUAAUCCCAUUCAAGUCUGUUAUUUGGAGCUGUUGGAAUUUUAAAGUUUUCAGAUUUAAUUUACAUUUAUAAUCUACUAUUUAUGCAUGACUUCGAUAAUCAAAACCUCUCCCAUUUUUUGAUGACUUCUUCAUUCUAACUAGUAAGGUACAUCAAUACAACACACGACAAGCAUCAAAACGUACAUUUUAUGUGCCUUCUGCACGAACCAAUUAUGGAAAAUUUAAUAUUAGAUACAUGGGUUCUAAGACUUGGAAUGAGCAAAAAGUGUUUUAUUGAGAAACAUAUUAUUUCUAUGCUUUUAAACUCAUAUUGAUGUUAGACUGUGACUUAAGUUUGUUUUUAUCUUGUAUCUGUAUCUUUUAUUUAUUUAUCAUUGUUUCUAUUUUUCCUCUCAGAGAGUGCCAAACAUAUUAAAUAAUACCAUCUGCUCAUCCCUUGAAAUUUAUAUAUACUGAGUUUAAAUAUCCUGUGCUUUAUCCUUUUUGUUUUAAUAUUGUAAAUAUUCUAACGUCAUUAUGUAUUGUUAUUGGCACAUUGAUUAAAUCUUCUUGUCUUGUCUUGAGUGGAAGAGAGUUAAUUAAUCAGUCCUUCAAUGUUUAUUUUGCAGACACUGAUCUUCAUAAUGUAAUAAGAAAGGGGAAUAUUUUAAAAGACAUCCACAAACGAUAUGUCAUGUAUCAACUAUGUAAAGCCACUCACUAUUUACACUCAGGAAAUGUCAUUCAUCGAGACCAGAAGGUAGAACAGACCACAAUAUCAUUGUGAUAUUAAUUUGAAAGAUUUGCUAUAUUAUAAUUUUUUCUUGUGCAACUAUUGACAUACAUAUAUCUGAAUAUUUGAUUCCUAUUUAGCCAAGUAAUGUUCUGCUGGAUACGGAAUGUUUUUUAAAGGUAACAGUUCAAGAAAUUUCCAAAAAGAUUGCCAACUAAAAUGCAUCAUCUAUUAGCCAUUCCGAAGUUGAUGAGUGGACUCAGGGGAUGAGUGUUAAAAAGUGUCCAAAUUAAGAAAUGAACCUAAUCACUAAAAAGACCACCUCAAAAUUAGUAAGUAUACAAAGAUUGAAGAUGUUUAGAUGAAUAUCCUUCGAAUAAUAAGCUUUCGAAAAUCGUGAUAUUUACUAUGAAAUGUAUUGUAAUAUUUGUUUUUGGGAGGCGCGUCCCAAAAACAAUCUUUUAAUUAAUCAGUAAUUUCACAAUAUUCGAAAGCUUAUUAUUCGAAGGGUAUUCAUGUAAACGUCUUCAAACUUUGUAUACUUACUAAUUUUGAGGUUGUCUUUUUAGUGAUUUGGUUCAUUUCUUAAUUUGGGCACUUUUUAACACUCUCAUCCCCAGUCCACUCAUCAACUUUGGAAUGGCUAAUAUAAAUGAACAGUGUUUGUACCGAGAGGAAUUAUUGGCCAAACUACCUUUUCAGUGCCUUAAUAAAAUUCAUCUAGACAGAUGCUUCUCAAGAUUUAAGAAUGGUCUGGCUAAAGAUAUUGACAGGCAAUAGAUAACAAGACGCUAUCUAUAGAGCGUUAAGUUGCUGGGCUAUAGAUAUACAGCACAUUUAGUUGGUACUACAAUCAUACAUGAUGAAAAACAUGUCUUGAUGGCCAAUUGAAAAGUUGUGAUGUUUCUAUAUUUCAUACGAUUGUUUCUGUGCAUCGCUGUCUUUGUAUUUCUGCCUUUGUCAUGCUAAAAAAAUGUCCUUUUGACCACUUAACAGAUUCAUUUGCAUUAAUACAUCUCCAAAUUCUUGUCUUUAAAUCCACAAGGCUGUUGUACAAAACACAGUUUUCAAAUUCUUCAAUUUUCCUCAAAACAUUGGGCUUGGGCCAUUUUGUGAUGAAAGACAAGCCACUCAUUAAUAUUCCAUUUUGUGGCUGAACCUACUGUAAACCUAUAGUCACCUGGGUACAGGGGUGCCCCAGCGACUAAUUAUUAUCCUUGUUCUAGAUAUGUGACUUUGGCCUGGCCCGCUCAUUGAGCAGCGUAACUCUAGAAUCAGGCGAUCCAAGUCUAACUGAUUAUGUUGCGACAAGAUGGUACAGAGCUCCUGAAAUAUUGCUGGCUUCACCAAAGUAUGGGUCCAGCAUUUGUAGAUCAUUUAAAGAUAAUUGUUGUUUAUGUCAGUAGUAUUAAGUUUUACCAUAUUCUAACCAUUUUUUUCAACUUCAGAUACACAAAAGGCGUUGAUAUGUGGUCACUUGGCUGUAUUCUGGGAGAAAUUCUUUUAGGUACCUUAAGUAUUCUGUUUUACUAGAACUUUAUUUCUCAUUCUGUGACAGUGGGUAAAUUAUUGAUGUUUCUUCACACAUUGAACAUCUUGCUGUUUUCUAGGAAAGCCAUUAUUUCCUGGAACGUCGACAUUGAAUCAAAUUGAAAGAAUAAUGGCUGUCAUUCCACCACCAUCAAGGCAAGGUAAUUAGUCUGGAAAAGCGUCUGACCAACUAGUCAGUCAACCUAGAUCAAACCAACCGAGGCUUAAGUUUAUCAGUUUUGUUGCAGAUAUUGACAGUAUUCAAUCAUCCUACGGUUCAUCAGUCAUUGAACGUAUGUUAAACAAGCCAAGAAAGAGUCUGGAAGAUAUUCUACCAACCGCCCCGAUAGAUGGCCUAGAUUUACUCAGACGACUUUUACAAUUCAAUCCAGACAAGCGACCCACGGCAGAGGAAGUGUUACAUCAUCCCUAUGUCUCGCGGUUUCAUAACUCUGACGAUGAGCCGACCUUAGAUCACGAGGUCCACCCCCCACUCAGUGACGAUCAACAGUUGAGUGUCGAUGAAUACCGCAAGAAAUUAUACGAGGUGCAUAUAAUACAUACAUGCUAAUACAGACACCUCUCUAAUACAGACACCUCUCUAAUACAGAUACCUUUCUAAUACAGACAUCUCUCUAAUACAGACAAAUUUCUAAUACAGACAUCUCCCUAAUACAGACAUCUCUCUAAUACAGACAUCUCUCUAAUACAGGCAUCUCUCUAAUACAGACAUCUCUCUAAUACAGACAUCUCACUAAUACAGACAUCUCUCUAAUACCGACAUCUCUCUAAUACGGACACCACUCUAAUACAGACAUAUGUCUAAUACAGACAUCUCUGUAAUACAGAUACCUCUCUAAUACAGACAUCUCUGUAAUACAGACACCUCUAAUACAGACACCUCUCUAAUACAGACACCUCGCUAAUACAGACACUUCUCUAAUACAGACACCUCUCUAAUAUGAACACCAUUCUAAUACAGACAUAUUUCUAAUACAGACACCUCUAAUACAGACAUCUCUCUAAUACAGACACCUCUCUAAUACAGACAUCUCUCUAAUACAGACAUCUCUCUAAUAUGAACACCAUUCUAAUAUAGACAUAUUUCUAAUACAGACACCUCUAAUACAGACAUCUCUCUAAUACAGACACCUCUCUAAUAUAGACCCCUCUCUAAUACAGACACCUCUCUAAUGCAGACCCCUCUCUAAUAUACGCCCCUCUCUAAUACAGACCCCUCUCUAAUACAGACACCUCUCUAAUACGGACACCUCUCUAAUACAGACACCUCUCUAAUACAGACACCUCUCUAAUACGGACACCUCUCUAAUACGGACACCUCUCUAAUACAGACACCUCUCUAAUACGGACACCUCUCUAAUACAGACACCUCUCUAAUACAGACACCUCUCUAAUACGGACACCUCUCUAAUACAAACACCUCUCUAAUGGUCUAGGACAUAUUGGAGAAAAAAUCACUGCUGCGGAAACAACGAAAGACGGAAAAUGAUCAGACUGUUGAAAACGGAGAGAAAUCGUCAUCAGAGGAAGCUGGCGCUAAGGCAGACGAAGUUCCCACCACUACUAAGCACAGCAGUAAAUACACGAACGGUAGUCUACAGAAAGCGUGGGGCAAGGAAGGUGGGGAGGCACACCAUACCUCUUCACCUCAGAAGGUCGGCUUUGGUAGGACGACGAAAUCACAACCCGCUAGUCAUGAUAAACAACCGCGAGCGAGUUCUGUCAAGGUGUAUAGUAGGAAGCCCGCAGUUGAAGAUGACAAGGUUAGUACUAAAGGAAUACCAAAUGCUUUUCCGAUUUUCCCAUCUUGUGUAUGUACAAUGUUCCCAUCUUGUGUAUGUACAAUGUUCUCGUACGCUUCGCUUUAUGUAGAUUCCACUCCAUACGGCCAACAAGGAAGCAGCCUUUUUCAAAGCUUGAAACAAAUUCUUGCGAGGUGACAAAUAUCUUCAACAUAGCAUUCUUGGAGAGUUAAAUAAACAUAUACGAGUAUUCCCCUCCGUACGGCCAACAAGGAAGCAGCCUUUUUGAAAGCUUGAAACAAAUUCUUCAACAUAUUCUUGGAGAAUUAAAUAAACAUACGAGUGUAUUUCUUCUCGAAUUGAUGGCCAGCAAACUCUUUCUAAACCAUUUUGCAAAAACCUCUUUUUUCUUUAAAUCUUUCCUUCGCAGUAAAGUUGUGUAUCUGUGAUAAACUAUCCUUGUUAGCAUAAACCUGAAACUUUCAUCAAAAGCUAGCAGAGUGAGUAGCCUUGGUACUAUAUAAAGGAAUACCAAAUAGUUUUUCGUGCAGGAUAGCGUCAUCCAUGCACGUGGGAUGUUGCAAGACUUUCGGAAAGCGUAACACACGGGUAUUGACCAAUCAAAUGGCGUGUUUCACUGUAGUUACAGUAUUAUAUAAUACUUUUUCCAGUGAAUGUUUGCGUCGGAUCGAGAAACCCUCUAGGGAGCCCGGGAGCUUAGUUCUCAGGAUUUUCUUAAUUGUCUCUGAGAGAAUGUCGUCUGUAUUCUCAGAUAUGUUUUCUACAAGGGUAAAGCUCUGUGUGGCGAUGGUAACGUGUUAUUCUUACAUUCUUUCCACGUUUCUUUUAGGCAUUUCCGGGCGCUUCACGUGCAGUUCCGAACAGAAGCCGACCAAUCUCGGCACAAGUUAAACAUGCGACAAUCACACGCGGUACAACACAGCCUCAGGCAUCCGGACAGCAAGCGUCUGGACUGAGCGUCACCAGCGCUAGAGUGGUAAGUUGUCAUGGUUUGUUUGAAUGCAGCUGAGAUCACAAGAUCAGGCCUUGGUCAGCGAAACCCGUCUGACAAAAUGUUCGAUGGGUCGCCGGACAUAUGUAUUGUGACGUCCGAUGACUUUGAGUUCAGUUUGGCUUGGAAAUAAGUAUGAAUGAAGACACAAAUUAAUAUCAGCACAAUUUGGAAAAGUCAUAUGAAUCUUGGCAAUGAAUUUCCAAACCCCACGGUGAAAAAACUCCACACUUGAUUACAGGGCCUCCGUUGAUACCAGUGUUUUUACACUGAAGGAAUUACCGGGUGUAAAUAAAAUUAUCUAUCUAUCUAUUACACAUUUCCAGUUCACUUUUUAUACAUUACUCUGAUUCUCCAUUGAACACACGAGCCUCCAGUCCUUAGCCUGCGCGCAGACUAUAUGACAUAUGUCAUUAUAUAGUCUGCGCGCAGGCUACCUGGACUAGGGUAGGACGUUGGACAAAGUUUGGUCGGACACCAAUUCAACUCGGGUCGGACAAACAAUAAACGUCAGUUUCACUUAGGUCGGACAGAAUGUCCAGUGGUUUCCUCUCUACGUCGGACAAUUUCACGAAUGGGUCGGACAAUGUCUGUGACCGAUAUUUUAAGGCUUGAAGAAUUUAUCAAGAAGUUAUCUUUAAAAUAAUAAUCUGUCCACAUUUUCCUCGUUAGAUCCCAGGACAACGUCCUUCAUCCACAAAGGCCGCGUACAAGCCUGGGCGACGACAGAUAAACAAUCCAGCGGCCGGUAAGGAAAGCAUCAAAAACUUCACGCAAGACCAUGGAACAAUCGAUAAAAGCGCAUUGGACAAUCUAAAGCGAUGGUAGCAUGUGAUUGGCUGAUAUGUGGUAGUCCUACCAUUUGAUUGGCUGAUGUAUGCUAAUGCUACCAUUUCAUUGGCCGGUAUGUGGUAUUCCUCGCAUACGAUUGGCUGAAAUGGACGCCAUAUGCGUGAGUGGCUGAAAUGUGGUGUCGGAUUGCUAUUGGCCGAGAUCUAAUGACGUUCGCUGGACGAACGGUCACAUUGCCAUUCAACAACAAAAAAAUUAAAAUAUUUGCUACUCAGAGCGACAAUACACAUAUAAAACACCGAGAUUAACACCAGGAACUUUUAUUUUCGACUUUUUAAACAACAUUUGGGUGGAUUUACACCUUGACUUCACCACUAGCCUUCGUACGUACGGACCUCGGGAAAAUGGUCUUUAUUUGGACGAAUUUGAAUUGAAUAUUUAAUUAUUAAUAUUAAGAAUAUUAAUAUAUAAUGAGAGGAAAGUAAUUUAUGGUACUAAACUGUACGAAAUAUUUGGUAAAUAUAGAAUUUUUUUUUAGAAUCUCAAGAUAGGUUAAGUGUUAGGGCUAGAAUAACGAUAUGCCUGUAUGAUAUUGGUAAAACCCUUGACAGACCGAGAAUUUAAGUUGGUUUGCGAAGUUAGCUAAAAGGCUGAAAUAUUUUUGCGCACCAAUAGACCUUUCCCAUUUUGAGUGAAAUUUUGAUCUAGACAAGUCUGGGCAAAAAUUUCAUCACAGCUUGAAAGAGCAUCACAAAAUUAGUAAUAUUCCGAAGUUUCGUUGCGAAAUGUUGUAAAAUUCGGAUAAUAUAGCCUUGCGAAGUUUGCCGUUUUUCAGUCAUUUAAAGUUCUCGGCAUUUUUGUUGUGUCGCUAUAUUUCCACUUUAAAAUAGUAAUAUUGAAGCAUAAACUGGUCUAAUUGUUUUAAAAACAUGCCUAAGCCACGACAAAGUAUUCAAGGUAAAUGUUUUUCGUCUUUGUUUUGUAUUUUUUUUUUACAUUUGUAGCUACGAAAUUGGCGUCCCCAAUUUUAACGAAAUUUGGGAUACAUUUUUCCCUGUUUAGUGCUUGAAAUAUUUGCUAAGAUUGACUGGGAAUACUUAGAGAUUUCAUCGCGUAGAAUGGCGUAGUUAUAUUCACUUGCUCUUUGACUAAAUGUUUAGGUGUAUUAUUGCUAAACAUGCCGUUUUUGAGAAUUUGGUUUGCAACUAGGUUUCAACAUCCAAUCACCUCCGUACGGCCAACAAGGAAGCAGCCUCUUUGAAAGCUUGAAACAAAUUCUUGCGUGACAAAUAUCCUCAACAUAUCAUUCUUGGAGAAUUAAAAUAAACAUAUGAGUGUAUUUCUUCUCAAAUUAAUGGCCAGCAAACUCUUUCUAAACCAUUUUGCAAAAAUCUCUUUUCUGUUCUUCUUUCCUUCACAGUAAAUUUGUAUAUCUGUGAUAAAAUUUCAGUUUUGUGCCACAAAACUGAAAUUUUCAUCAAAAAUGUGACAAAAAGUUCAAAAGAAUAGCUCUUCUUUCUUUCUUUUAAAUAUGUACAAAUAUUUAUCCCCUUUUUCCUCUUUUUUUUGUAUUCUCUUUUUUUUGUACAAAUAUUCUGUUCUCUUAAAUCUUUCUAGCGACAUCGUAACUGUUUGUACUGCUUGGAUUUAAGAAAUCUCGGUAAACAAUCUCUUUUCAUCAAGUAAUAUAUCUGUUCUUGUGCUGGUUGGAAGGUCGUUAUUGAUGGAUGUUCCAUGUUCAUUUCCACUGUAUUUCUCGUUUUUGAAUCUAUGCUGAUCUGAUAAAACGUGAAAAUAGUUCAAUUUCUUUAUACACAGUAUAGAGUAUAGAGUAUAGAUGUUAGAAGGGUCAAGAUAUACGACUGUUCCGAUGUACGGGUAACGCCAAUAUCUGUUUGGCAACUUUUGCUAAUCACACUUUUUCUGCUUUGUCAUGAUAUAGCCAAUAGACCUUUCCCCUUUUGAGUGAAAUUUUGAUCUAGACAAGUCUGGACAAAAAUUUCAUCACAGCUUGAAAGA